AUGCCGUUGGAAUACAUACUUAUUGAACUGUUGAAGAAUGCGUUUCGUGCCACAGUUGAAUCCCGCGGUUCACGGGGUGCGAGCAAUCUACCCCCAAUCCACAUCACCUUGGCCUCGGAUGAGAUCGACUUUUGGAUUCGCAUUUCCGAUCACGCAGGUGGUAUCCCCCAGGAACUGGAAAACGCAAUUUGGGAGUAUCAUAUGUCCACUCCGGCAGCGGCGAACGUAGAAGCCGGUUGGGAAAGUGGACCUUUAGCCUCCCGCACACAGCCAUUGUCCGUGGUUAAAGAGCCCGAUGUGUUCCCACCACCAACUCCAUCAGGUGGUUCCCUGGAUCCACAUAUUGUGGUCAGUCGAGAAGCUGUAGAGGAGGCCUUAUCUUUACCCAAGCCACCACACACAUUGUCUCCGGCACUACCUCUUGGUGGUCCUCAAGGUUUCUUCUCCGGUCUGACGCAACAUCAUGUAGCUCUCAGCAUACAUGGGGCGAUCAGUUUGGAAAUCAAAACAUCGAAAACCAAUUUUUUCUUCAUCCGUAAUAUCCCACCCACAAAGCUAAUUAAUCUGUGUCAACGGUCAACCAGUCGAUUGUAUUCCGGAUUGGAAUUAUCCGUGGCUUGGACCUGA
Molecule: messenger RNA, 627 nt
Organism: Echinostoma caproni
Lineage: Eukaryota; Metazoa; Platyhelminthes; Trematoda; Plagiorchiida; Echinostomatidae
Source: the annotation of a GenBank genome assembly